This is a messenger RNA of Spinacia oleracea (spinach), 3506 nucleotides long. Its product is annotated as probable LRR receptor-like serine/threonine-protein kinase At1g07650. Bases 47 to 3154 code for a protein of 1035 amino acids. Gene Ontology annotation, biological process: protein phosphorylation. The record is from RefSeq and is a predicted model, not a curated record. The transcript has 24 exons. Gene Ontology annotation, molecular function: protein binding; protein kinase activity; ATP binding. Lineage: Eukaryota; Viridiplantae; Streptophyta; Magnoliopsida; Caryophyllales; Amaranthaceae.
CGAGCAUACAAUAACAUACACUUGAAAAGUCUUUGGAAACAUAUAUAUGAAUCAUCACACAAUUAACGCUCACCGCACAGAAAUAACACCAAGGUACUAUUCCAUGGCAGCAGCAGCUUUGAGUGGUUGUGGUUGUGGUGGUGGUGGUGGUGCAGUUACUCUGGUGGUUGUCCUGUUUUCUGUGCUUCAUUUGCUGAUGAGCUUUGGCGUAUGCACUGAUAGCCUAGAUGUUCAUUGCUCUAAUACAACUUCUGCCAAUGAAGUAAAGAGUCUUCGUGAAAUAGCUAGACAAGUCAGAAAACCUGACUGGAAUUGCUCAGCAGAUCCCUGUAUCAAUAUCUCAACCCCCACUUGUUGGAACACAAAAGAUGAUUGGAAGUUUUAUACCAAUUCCAUAAACUGCACAUGUCAUAAUAGCAGAUGGCAUGUCUCAGAUAUUAACUGGAGGGGCCAAAAUCUUACUGGUAUCCUUCCGAGAUCCCUCAGAGAGCUGCCUUACCUUAAGAGAAUUGAUCUCUCAAGGAAUGUCCUUACUGGGACAAUACCACGGGGAUGGGCUGAUGCGAAAUUGGAGUUCGUGUCUCUGUUUGCCAAUCGACUGUCAGGACCAAUUCCAAAAUAUUUGGGGAAUAUCACCACUCUCAUAAACCUAAGCAUUGAGAGUAAUCAAUUCAAUGGAACUAUUCCCCCUGAGCUUGGGAACUUGGUCUACUUAAGCGAACUAACUUUAAAUGACAACAAACUUACAGGAAAGUUGCCUUUGGAGUUGAAAAAUCUGGCCAAUCUAAGAGUACUUCGAUUAAGUAGCAACAACUUCAAUGGGAGCUUGCCUGAUCAUUUUGAGAAUUAUUCAAAACUCCAAAAGCUAGAAAUGAUUGGUAGUGGCUUUGAGGGACCAAUACCAUCCAGCAUAUCAUUUUUGCACAAUAUAAAUGAAUUGAGAAUCGGUGAUUUGAAUGGAGAGGGUUCUAAGUUUCCACCACUGCGAAAUUUGACAAAACUCAAUACACUGGUUUUGAGGAACUGUAAUAUUACUGGUGGUAUUCCCCAAUAUAUUGGAAAUAUGCAGAAAUUGAAGGACAUAUUGGAUCUUAGCUUCAACAAGCUGACAGGCUCUGUACCGUAUAUCCCUGCACUAAAAGACUUGAUUUUAACAAGCAAUAUGCUAAAUGGACCAAUACCCAGCUGGAUCACCGACACAAAUGGUUAUAGCCACGUAGACCUUUCGUACAACAAUUUUGAUGAUACCCUUGUAGAAUCUCUUUGCAACAGAGGAACUCUAAACUUGUACAGAUGCAAUGCAAGGCAAAAGACCUUGGAUUCAAGUGCUUGCUUGAGGAGCUUAAGAUGCUCAAAAGCUCGAUAUUCAUUGCAUAUCAACUGUGGAGGACAACAAACCACCAUCGGAAAGAUCACCUACGAACAAGACAGUGAACCUAAUGGAAAUGCAGAAUUUUUCAGAAACAGCUCAAAGAAGGCUGACUGGGGAUUUAGUAGUACUGGAGAAUUCUGGAAAGCUGAAGUUCCUACAAAUAUAGCACGGAAUUCUUCGAUAUUAAGAAUGAAUGACACACAGUUGUACAAAGAAGCACGAAUCUCUGCUACAUCUCUAACCUACUAUGGCCGUUGCUUGGCAAAAGGGAACUACACUGUGACCCUUUCCUUUUCUGAAAUUGUCUUUACAGAUGAUGGUUCAUACACGAGCAGUGGUAGGCGGGUAUUUGAUAUUUUUAUCCAGGAAAAGUUGUAUGCCAAGGAUUUUGAUAUUGCUAAGGAAGCGAAUGGAACAAAUAAGGCUGUCAAUAAAACUUUCAGAAACAUACCAGUAACAAAAUCAAUAGAAGUUCGCUUCCACUACACUGGAAAAGGGAGUAUACGAGUUCCAGAUCUUGGAAAUUAUGGUCCUCUUAUUUCAGCAAUUUCAGUGGAGUCGCAGUCCAACCCUCCUUUUGACUGGAAAAUAGUCAAGUGGGUUCUGAUAGGAGUUACAUCAUGCCUUUUUGUCAUAGUGGUUGGUAUUUUUUGGUGGAAACGCCGUAUGGCAAAUAUCCGAGCAAAGGAACAAGAGUUGCGAGUGUUGAACCCACAAAUUGGUCUCUUCGCUUAUAAACAAAUCAAGUCUGCCUGUAACAACUUCAAUGCUGCUAGUAAGUUAGGAGAAGGUGGGUUUGGACCUGUGUUUAAGGGAACCUUGUCAGAUGGUACACAUAUUGCUGUCAAACAACUUUCAGCCAAAUCAUCCCAAGGGAAUCGGGAAUUUGUGAAUGAAAUUGGUAUGAUUUCUAGUUUGUAUCAUCCUAAUCUCGUGAGAUUGUACGGGUGUUGUGUUGAUACAAGCCAGUUGGUGCUGGUGUAUGAGUACAUGGAGAACAAGGACCUUGGACAUGCUCUCUUUGGUUCAGACCAUGUUCAGUUGAGAUUAGAUUGGCCUACGAGGAAAAGGAUAUGCACAGGUAUUGCUAGGGGUUUGGCCUUCCUGCACGAAGAAACAAGAAUAAAAAUGAUUCAUAGAGACAUCAAAGCUACAAACAUAUUGCUUGAUCGUGACCUUAACCCAAAAAUUUCAGACUUUGGGUUGGCAAAGCUUAACGAAGAGGAUGUUACACACAUUAGCACUAGAGCUGCUGGAACAAUAGGAUACAUGGCUCCAGAAUAUGCAUUGCGGGGGUAUUUGACACCCAAAGCUGAUGUUUACAGCUUUGGGGUUGUUGUCUUAGAAGUCAUGGCUGGAAGAAGCAACAUGAAAUUUCUGCCUGAAGAAGAUUACUUUUGUCUCCUGGAUUGGGCCUUUGUUUUGAAACAAAAAGGAGACUUGAUGGAACUGAUGGAUCCAACACUGGGAACUGAUUACAACAAGGAAGAAGCAUCAAUUAUGAUUCAAGUUGCACUACUAUGCACAAAUCCAUCUCCAGCACUUAGGCCUACUAUGUCGGCAGCACUAAACAUGCUUGAAGGAAACAUCGCGGUUCAAGAACUAAUUCUGGAGCCGAAUAAAUCAUAUGGUCAUGAGUUGAUGUAUCUUGGAUCUAAGAAGCUGAAACAACUGUCUGUAACUGAAACUGAAACUGAAAGUCAAAGUCAAAGCUUGAUACAUACGUCUGAAGCAGCAAGAACUGACUCGUUCUUCACACGAUCUUUAUCCAGCUUUUCUUGAAGCAUUCAUCCAUGGUUAGCCAUGAGCUGAGGCACACUUAGUUCUAAAUAUGGUUAGAAAACAUAUUUGUAUUAUGGAUGCCCCUAGUUGUGCUCUUCUUUGUGUGUGUAAACUAUCUUUAAAUUCAUUCUGAUAUGAACAAUUGAACAUAUAUUUCUUUGUAUUAAAUAAAUGGGAGAGGGCUCUUCCAAGGGCAAGAUCCACAACAUCUGAUGUUAACAAGGGAAUAUGAGGUGAGAUACUAGUAUCCUACGUACGAUUCUACCAAGUAUUAGUAUAUGGUAUAUGUAUUAUUGUAUAAUACAACAGCUUUUAAUCAUCUUAAAUUAAGUAAAUAUUUGCAAAAUGUUCA